AUGCAGUUUCCCAUGGGCCCUGCCUGCAUCUUCUUGAGGAAAGGCAUUGCUGAGAAGCAGCGGGAGAGACCACUGGGACAGGACGAGAUUGAUGAGCUCCGGGAAGCAUUUCUUGAAUUUGACAAGGACCGAGAUGGAUUCAUCUCUUACAAGGAUUUGGGCAAUCUCAUGAGGACAAUGGGUUACAUGCCUACGGAGAUGGAGUUGACUGAGUUGGGCCAGCAAAUCCGGAUGAACCUCGGUGGCCGUGUAGACUUUGAAGACUUUGUGGAGCUGAUGACCCCCAAAUUACUUGCAGAGACAGCAGGGAUGAUUGGUGUCCAGGAGAUGCGAGAUGCCUUCAAGGAGUUUGAUGCCAAUGGAGAUGGAGAGAUCACACUGGCCGAGCUGCAGCAGGCCAUGCAGAGGCUGCUGGGGGAGAAGCUCACACCUAGGGAGAUUUCGGAGGUGGUCCAGGAGGCUGACAUCAAUGGAGAUGGCACUGUUGACUUUGAAGAGUUUGUGAAGAUGAUGUCUCGUUGA
Molecule: messenger RNA, 522 nt
Organism: Phodopus roborovskii (desert hamster)
Lineage: Eukaryota; Metazoa; Chordata; Mammalia; Rodentia; Cricetidae
Gene: Cabp5
Product: calcium binding protein 5
Exons: 6
Coding region: 1-522 (173 amino acids)
Molecular function (GO): calcium ion binding
Source: RefSeq, a predicted model, not a curated record